Molecule: messenger RNA, 1371 nt
Organism: Trichomonas vaginalis G3
Lineage: Eukaryota; Parabasalia; Trichomonadida; Trichomonadidae
Product: paired immunoglobulin-like type 2 receptor family
Exons: 1
Coding region: 1-1371 (456 amino acids)
Source: RefSeq, a predicted model, not a curated record
AUGUCACUUUUUUGUGAGCCAUUUCGGUAUGAGAUAUGCCGAUUUGCUAAUGUUUAUUCAGAUUCUUAUGGUGGUGCAAUUUAUUGCGAGAACUCCAAUCUUUAUGUCGACAAAAGUGUUGCAGACACAUGCUACUCUACAUGCGAGAACAGUGGUUACAAUAAUUUGAAUAAGCAAGAUAUCAACAAAGGCCAGUUUAUUCAUGCAGAGAAAGGUGGCCGAUGCAUUUUAAAUCGAACCACCAUUACGAACUGUGCUCCCAAUGACAAAUUAGGAUAUUUUCCACAACGACCUUUACAUUUCCAAGUUGUUCAUUCUUUGAAACUUAAUACUAUCAAUCUUUCAGGCAACCAUUUGACAUGGGGCUCAGGCUUUGCCUUAGAGGGCACACUCGAGAGUGCACGAUACAUCAAUAUUGACUCAUCCAGUUCAAACAUGGUUGCAAUUGAACUUGUCAACGCCCCACAAACGACACUUGAAUACGUAUAUCUCUCUAACAUUGACCAACAAUGUUCAGCUAACGCAUGCAAUUUAGGCUUACUUUAUUUCACUAAUUCUCAAGCCAGAUUUAAUAACGUAUUUAUUACCAAUCUUCCUCAAAACUAUCUAAUCUACAAGCCAAACGAUCAAUCCUCAUCAUGCACAUUUAAUAACUACAAACUCUAUGAAGGUGCUAAGAUAGAUGGAAUUACACUUGAAACAGAGGCAGCAAGUAUUGAACAAAAUUCAAGAAAUUACAUCACUGAAGAAGAAAGACUCCGCUUACUCGGAUUACUAGAACCAUCUACCUCCACAUCCACAUCUACAUCCUCAGAAGAAACCACUUCAUCUUCAACAACAACAUCCUCUGAAGAAAUCACAUCAUCAUCAACAACAACAUCCUCUGAAGAAACAACUUCAUCAUCAACAACAACAUCAUCUGAAGAAACUUCAUCAUCUUCAACAACCUCUUCCGAAGAAACAACUUCAUCAUCUUCAACAACCUCUUCCGAAGAAACAACUUCAUCAUCUUCAACAUCUUCUGAAAUAAAUCCAGAUCCAAAUAUUCCAACACCUUUACCUGAAAAACCAUCCGAGCAAACACCAUCACAAACGCAAAUUGCUACCAAAGGACCAGAUUCAAAUACAGAUCCAAAGAAUAAUCAGAACGAGAAAAUAUCUGGUCUUCCAAAGAACACAUUUAUUGCAGUAAUUGUUUCUGUAAUCGUUGCGGUUAUUAUCAUAAUCGCUAUAGUAGUUUUCCUUAUAGUCCGAAGAGCUAAGAAUAAACCGCAUGAUGUCACUAGCAGCGAUUCUCCAUCUCUCGAAGAUGAAGAUUUCAAUGCACCUACACCUGAAGCGGAAAUCGACGGACUUGUAAUUAAUUUGUAA